AUGAAGAUCCUUGCAUUCGUUUCAUUAUUUGCAUGUAUUGCACUUUCAUUUCCCUUGUUUGAUUUUGCUCCUGAUUGGCCAUUUAAUGCGUUUUCGUUGUUGCAUGGGAAUGGACACCAAGACCGUCUCCUCAAAUUGGGACCAGAUGAAUAUAGACUUGCUUCAGAGCAGGAGAAAUUGAACUUGAAAAGAGCAAACAAGAGGUUUAUUGAUAUGACUGAACAGAUUUCCAUUGAUGUUGCUGUUGAGCAAGGCUUGGUUGCCAAACCAUCGCAUUCCUUGUGGCAAAAGUUGUUCUUUAUUGGCUCCAAGCAAAUUGACACGUUGAAAAAGCCUAUUCCAGUCUACAAUUAUCCUAAAAAGACACAGUAUAGCUCAGAAGUUAAAAAUUUGUAUAACUCGAUUGAUAUCGAUGGCGUCCGUGAUAACUUGAGCAAUUUUACUUCCUUCUACACUAGAUAUUACAAGACCGAAAGUGGGGCUGAAAGUGCAGCCUGGUUGUUUGAUCAACUUUCCAACUUGAUUGCCCCAUUCAAGGAAAUCAAAAUUGAAAAGAUUCACCACAAAGGUUGGGAUCAAUUUUCAAUCAUCGUUUCUAUUCCCGGUGAGGUAAAGGACAAGGUUGUAGUUGGAGCACAUCAAGACUCAGCCAAUUUGAUUUUACCAAACAUCAUGCGAGCACCAGGAGCAGACGAUGAUGGAUCGGGUACUGUGACCACUUUGGAGUCUUUGAGGAUAAUUCUUGAGGCGUACAGAACGGGCACUUACAAACCUCACAACACGUUGGAGUUUCACUGGUACUCUGCUGAAGAAGGUGGGUUGUUGGGUUCCAUUGAUGUUUAUUCGAGGUACGCAUCCGCCAAGGAGGUUGUUGUUGGUAUGUUGCAACAAGACAUGACAGGAUACACACAGGGAAGUAUUGAUGCUGGAGUGGAGCCACAUUUUGGAUUGAUUGAGGAUUACACAAGUGUCGAAUUGAACAGCUUCAUCAAAUUGAUUAUCGAGACGUACAACUCCAUUCCUUAUCAUUCAAGUGAAUGUGGGUACGCUUGCUCAGAUCAUGCUAGUGCUUUGGAAAACGGAUAUCCGUCAUCAUUCCUCAUUGAGAGUGAAAUGAAAUAUUCCAACAAGUACAUUCACUCAGUCAUGGACACCAUUGAUAGAAUUGACUUUGAACAUGUGAGAGAGCACGUCAAAUUAACCGUAGCUUUCGCAUAUGAGUUAAGUUUGGCUAAGAAAUUACAUUGA
Lodderomyces theae is the source of this 1248-nucleotide messenger RNA. RefSeq names its product putative aminopeptidase. Gene Ontology annotation, biological process: proteolysis. NCBI's taxonomy places the organism in Eukaryota, Fungi, Ascomycota, Pichiomycetes, Serinales, Debaryomycetaceae. The transcript has a single exon. The record is from RefSeq and is a predicted model, not a curated record. The coding region runs from base 1 to 1248 and encodes 415 amino acids. Gene Ontology annotation, molecular function: metalloexopeptidase activity.